Molecule: messenger RNA, 1529 nt
Organism: Rubroshorea leprosula
Lineage: Eukaryota; Viridiplantae; Streptophyta; Magnoliopsida; Malvales; Dipterocarpaceae
Source: the annotation of a GenBank genome assembly
AUCUUCCGUGAAGGAGCAUGUGCGGAAGAGCGAUAAACGGGCUGAACGGCUUCCCCAGCAAGCCUAACGUUCACCUGUGCUACCAGGCGGUUUGAGGGCCGGCAUUUUGCCCGAUACCAGAUCCAAUUCCGGCGGUUUUGACGGCCGACGUUUUGAAGACGCGAAAGAGCAACAACCGUCUGAUGAAAUCUGAUCAAAGCCAAUAAUGAAACGUUUCUUCAAACCUAUAGAGAAGGAAGGCUCAGCGAAGAAACCUUGUCUUUCACCUUCCGACAAACCCAACGACAACGACAAGAAGGAGCCAUUGAAGUUCUUAACAUGGAACGCUAAUAGUUUGCUUCUUCGAGUCAAGAGUAACUGGCCCGAAUUCUCCGACUUUGUGUCAAAGAUUGAUCCUGAUGUCAUUGCCAUACAGGAAGUACGGAUGCCUGCUGCUGGUUCCAAGGGUGCUCCUAAAAACCCGGGAGAGUUGAAAGAUGAUACCAGUACUUCCAGAGAGGAAAAGCAGAUAUUGAUGCGUGCCCUCUCUAGUCCGCCUUUUGGAAAUUAUCGAGUUUGGUGGUCAUUGGCCGAUUCAAAGUAUGCUGGGACUGCCUUGUUAGUGAAAAAGUGUUGUCAACCACAAAAAGUAUCUUUCUCUCUGGAGGGAACAGCUUCAAAGCAUGAACAGGAUGGGAGGGUCAUUUUAGCUGAAUUUGAGACUUUUCGUUUGUUGAAUACAUAUGCACCGAACAAUGGUUGGAAAGAAGAGGAAAAUUCAUUUCUAAGGAGAAGAAAAUGGGACAAAAAGCUUCUAGAGUUUGUUGUUCAACAUUCAGAUAAGCCUCUUAUAUGGUGUGGUGAUCUGAAUGUGAGCCAUGAGGAUAUUGAUGUCAGUCAUCCAGAUUUUUUCAGUGCAGCAAAGCUCAAUGGUUAUAUUCCUCCAAAUAAAGAGGAUUGUGGGCAGCCUGGAUUUACAGUUGCUGAGAGGAAGCGUUUUGGGUCAAUAUUGAAGGAGGGAAGGCUCAUAGAUGCUUACAGAUACCUACACAAGGAGAAAGACAUGGAGGGCGGAUUUUCAUGGUCUGGACACCCCAUUGGAAAGUAUCGAGGCAAAAGAAUGAGAAUAGACUAUUUCAUUGUUUCAGAAAAGCUCAAAGAUCGGGUUGUUGCAUGUGAGAUGCAUGGGCAAGGGAUUGAGUUACAAGGAUUUUAUGGGAGCGAUCACUGUCCAGUUUCCCUUGAGCUUUCACAGGCCAGCAGCACGGUAGCACAGAUCGAAGUUGUUAAUCAUAUGUGAUGUACUUUUUUUUUCUUAACAGGAUCUUGCCAUGCGUUGUUUACUUACCACAAAUCUUUUGUACUGACCCGAAGCAAUUUAUUUCCUCAAGUCUGCAAACUCGUUUUAGUCUCCUCUCUCUUUCUCCCUUUUACAUAUAUGUAUAAAUCUGGAAAGUUGGGGAAAGGGUGACUUGUAAUUACAAGUCGCAUGCCUGAGUAAACUUACAACUUGGGGUCUGAAGGUUAUAUGCUUGCAGCCCAGUAGGUCA